AUGAUUCACAAGUGUGUGACGUGUCAGCGGGUCAAAGCUCAAUCAGCACAACAGUUAAUGAGAGAUCUCCCCGCCGAUCGAGUGCAUGCUAGUAGGCCGUUUUCGAUUUCAGGUUUAGACUACGCUGGUCCCAUUCAGGUUCGCACAACUAAGGGUCGUGGACACAAGGCGUAUAAGGGGUACAUCGUUGUCUUUGUUUGCUUUUCCACCCGAGCGAUUCAUUUGGAGCUGGUGAGCGAUCUGACGACAGCCACUUUUAUCAGUGCAUAUCGUCGAUUCGUUGGUAGGCGAGGGGUGUGCCAGAAGCUCUACAGCGAUAACGCCACCAACUUCCAUGGAGCAGACAACGAGCUGAAGGCGAUGUUCCAGCGGGCGUCGGAUUUUUAUCAAAAGGUUGCCUCGGUUCUAGCAAAUGACGGAACGGAGUGGGUGUUCAUUCCUCCUAGCGCUCCACAUUACGGAGGUUUGUGGGAAGCUGGUGUGAAGUCCGUAAAGCACCACUUGAAGCGGGUCGUAGGGGAGCACACUCUCACGUUCGAGGAGCUUUCGACAGUUCUCGUUGAGAUAGAAGCGUGCCUUAACUCUCGUCCAUUAGGGGCUUUGACUUCGGACAUUGAUGACCUCCAUGCGUUGACACCCUUUCACUUUUUGACAGGAAGUUUCUCAGCGAUGAUUCCUGCUGAUGAUUCGCCAGACGUGCCUCUGAAUCGUUUGAGUCGUUUUCAGUUGCUCCAGCGGAUACGUAACCAGUUCUGGAAUCGUUGGUCGUCGGAAUACCUCCUCCAUUUGCAGCAGCGAGAAAAGUGGCGGAAUCCAACAGAGAAUUUUUGUGUAGGUAAGCUCGUUCUUAUCAAGGAUGAUCGUUAUCCUCCAUCCAAAUGGCCGUUAGGACGAAUCGUUGAGGUCCAUCCAGAUACAGAUGAUCUCGUCCGUGUGGUUACAGUGAAGACUGCUACCACUUCUCUUCGUCGUCACGUUGCUCGUCUUUGUCCGUUGCACAUCGAGGAAGGGGCUAAGAAGACUUGA
This is a messenger RNA of Nasonia vitripennis (jewel wasp), 1026 nucleotides long. RefSeq lists its product as uncharacterized. Gene Ontology annotation, molecular function: nucleic acid binding. Lineage: Eukaryota; Metazoa; Arthropoda; Insecta; Hymenoptera; Pteromalidae. Bases 1 to 1026 code for a protein of 341 amino acids. Gene Ontology annotation, biological process: DNA integration. The transcript has a single exon. The record is from RefSeq and is a predicted model, not a curated record.